Messenger RNA from Cuculus canorus (common cuckoo), 3394 nucleotides. It is a transcript of the gene NOP2, whose product is annotated as NOP2 nucleolar protein. Lineage: Eukaryota; Metazoa; Chordata; Aves; Cuculiformes; Cuculidae. Bases 66 to 2123 code for a protein of 685 amino acids. Gene Ontology annotation, molecular function: RNA binding; rRNA (cytosine-C5-)-methyltransferase activity. Gene Ontology annotation, cellular component: nucleolus. The record is from RefSeq and is a predicted model, not a curated record. The transcript has 16 exons. Gene Ontology annotation, biological process: maturation of LSU-rRNA; rRNA base methylation.
GCGCGGCCUUCAGUGGGGGGUCACACGUGUCUCAGCGGCUCCGGUAGUGGUGUGUAGUCUUUACUAUGGGGCGUAAGUUGGAUCCCACCAGGAAGGAAAAGCGCGGCCCCGGUCGCAAGGCCCGCAAGCAGCGAGGGGCCGAGGUGGAGUUGGCCCGCUUCCUGCCGCCAGAGCCCGAGGCCGGCAGGAAGAAGCUCUCCAGUCACGGGAGGAGGAGGGCUGCGAAGAGGCGUCUGGCGGCGGGGAGGAGCCCGGCCACGGGAGGCGGCGGGCGGGGACCAGAGAUUAAAGAGCAGGUGUCCCCGCAGAAGCAAAAACCUGCCGUAAAGACAGCAGGACAAACCCCUCACCGCCAGUCUGGCUUCAGUGAUGACAAUUCAAAAUGGCUGGCUCCAGCCAAAGCCAAGAAAACCCCAUCUAAAGGAAACAACAUGGAGUUAUCCAGCGAUGGUGAGGUGGAAGAGAGCAUCUGGGAGAUGGAGGAGGAGGAAGAUGGGAGCAGCGAGGAGAUGGUAGAUGAUUAUGGUGCCUCAUCAUCAGAGGAAGAAGAGUUGCUGCCUAUUGAAAAAGCUGCCCUGAAGCAGAAGGCUGACAGGGGAGGCCUCAGUGAAGAUGACAGUGAGGAGGAGGAGGAGGAGAAAGAAGCAGCAGAGGAAGCAAGAACGCAGAAAAUGGGACAGAAGGAAGAAGAGAGCCCAGAUCUGCAGCUCAACCUGGAUAUAGACGAACAAUUUAAACUGCCAACUAAUGAACAGAUUGAGAGAGAGGCUGUGGAGCCACCUGACCUGCACAUCAUUCACCAGCGCAUCAAGGGCAACAUGGAGGUGCUGCAGGACUUUGCGGUGAAGCGGGAGGAAGGACGCACACGACAGGAGUACCUCGCGUUGUUGCGCCGGGACAUGGCUGCCUACUAUUCCUACAGUGACUUCUUGCUCUUGAAGCUCAUGGACAUCUUCCCGCUCCCCGAGCUGAUAAACUUCCUGGAAGCCAAUGAGGUUCCCCGCCCUGUGACCAUUCGCACCAACACACUGAAGACACGUCGACGGGACCUGGCGCAGGCUCUAAUCAACCGUGGUGUGAAUCUCGACCCCUUGGGGAAGUGGUCGAAAACAGGACUUGUUAUUUAUGACUCCUCCGUGCCAAUCGGUGCCACCCCCGAGUACCUGGCUGGGCACUACAUGUUGCAAGGAGCCUCUAGUCUCCUCCCUGUUAUGGCUCUGGCUCCACAGGAGAAUGAACGUAUCCUGGAUAUGUGCUGUGCCCCAGGAGGCAAGACCAGCUACAUAGCUCAGCUUAUGAAGAACACAGGUGUGAUCUUGGCCAAUGACAGCAAUGCCGAGCGACUGCGUAGUGUGGUAGGGAACUUGCAUCGACUGGGAGUCACCAAUGCUGUAGUGAGUAACUGCGAUGGACGCCAGUUCCCCAAGGUGCUUGGUGGGUUCGACCGUGUUUUGCUUGAUGCUCCUUGUAGUGGAACAGGCGUCAUUUCCAAGGAUCCUGCUGUCAAAACCAACAAGGAUGAGAAAGACAUUCUACGCUGUGCUCACCUGCAGAAGGAGCUGAUUCUCAAUGCUAUAGAUUCAGUCAAUGCUGCCUCGGAGACGGGAGGCUACAUUGUCUACUGCACUUGCUCUGUCAUGGUGGAGGAGAAUGAGUGGGUUGUAGAUUAUGCCCUGAAGAAACGCAACGUUCGUUUGGUGGACACAGGCCUGGACUUUGGCAAGGAAGGCUUCACCAGGUUCAAGGAUCGUCGCUUCCACCCCUCCCUCAAGUCUACACGGCGUUUCUAUCCUCACACACACAAUAUGGAUGGGUUCUUCAUUGCCAAGUUGAAGAAAUUCUCUAAUGCCAUCCCCCAGGCACAGAAAGAUGAAGAACCUGCUGUGGUUGCAGCAACUCCGUCCACUGUCCCCAAUACUGUCAUGGAGCCACAGCCAAAAAAGAAGAAACUUGAGGGAUCAAAAGUUGACAAAGAGCAGAAACCACCACAGCCUGCUUUGAAGAAGAGACAUACAUUGCAAGCACAGAGGAGACCCUUGAAGACUGGCCGGCCUUCUGCCAAAACAAUGCGUCCUCAGGUCCCUGGCAGGAAAAAGCAUAGAGUGAAACAGAAGGGACAGUGAGAGGAACUGUUUUUUGAGAUGUUGGUCCCCUCCUUGGAGAACAAAGGCCAGGGGCUCCAUGUGCACUACCUGGUCUUUUCCUGCUCUGUGCAGAUAACCUCUGCAUCAAGGACUGAUGCACUGACCCAUUAAAAGUUUUAUACUCUUGCUCAGGUCGUGUCCUUUUUCCUCAAACACAGAAUACAGAAUUCUGCCGUGUCCCCUCACUCCUCUGUAACAGAAGCUGUCCAUCCAUCUUGUAGUCCCAUAUGGUGCUCUGUCUCUUCUUAUGCUCAGCAGCCCAGAUGGUUGUGAAGAAGCAGUGGGAGCUGAAAUCCUGGCUGCCUGGAUGAAGGCUGUAUGGUGUGGUGCCUGUCAGCAGUUUCACCAGGGCAGGGCUGGAGCUCCUAGGCCAGUGGUCUUGUGCUGAUCCCUAGUUCCUUGUCACCUUGUGCUGGUCCACUUUGCUGUUGUUGAUUGUCCCUGUUUCACCUUUGUGCUGGUCCGCAGCAGCCUCUUGGCUCUUGCCCUCCCAGACUCGAGCAGGGAUUGCUGCUGGUCCUGUACAAUCACCUCUCUUUUUGUUUGCCUAGAUGUGGUAGCUUUUCUUUGACGUACAACAAGCGGUGGUCCGGAUUGUUACUAUUUAAUUGUCAGCCUGUGUCCCUUUCUCUUGUUUGUUGUUCAGGACAGCUGAAUGCAACGGGAAUCCUUCCUGUCCUGGUCUGCUGCAUCUGACCCCAGGCUUAGUGGCAAGGCCAAGUGUGAGCUCCACAAACUCCCUUGGACACGUGCACACACACUAUAGAUGCAACCAGACGCAGCUGGAUUGGCAGAAACUCGAGAAAAGUGCUGUGUCGGGUGCUCAGGAAAACACAAAUGGCACUUGUGAAACCUGAGCUGCAAAAAGACCUAAUCUUGCUCUUCCUGGCCCAUCAAACCAAUGGACUGUGUGCAUGCACUAGCAUGGAUUGCUUGUAGCUGAUCCUCAGAGUUGGGGUCUGUCUGGUAUCUGGCUCUUGGACCUCUUAUCUGCCUUAAAGGCUGCUCCAGCUUGCAGUUUGCUAGCGGGUCACAGCUGCACGCACAUGCAGAGGAAACGGAUAGGAUUAGUUUAAUAUGAGGUCAGGACAGAUGGUGGUAAUUGGGCGCAGGGCUCAGCCUGAGAGGCAUGCUGACUAGCAGCCACUCUUGAUGGGUCCCUUAUUUUCCUCCUCUCCAUUUCGUAUGCUCACGUCCUGAUCUAGAUUGGUGCUUUCCUCCCCCUAAACAUCCCAUAGUGAGUUUUGCUU